Molecule: messenger RNA, 1281 nt
Organism: Argiope bruennichi
Lineage: Eukaryota; Metazoa; Arthropoda; Arachnida; Araneae; Araneidae
Product: polycystic kidney disease protein 1-like 3
Exons: 2
Coding region: 1-1281 (426 amino acids)
Source: RefSeq, a predicted model, not a curated record
AUGUCGUGUGAUUCUGAAGCUUCUGCUUCUAGUGCCCAACUGUUUCUUCUCAACCUCUCUCACGCUCCUUCCCUACACGUUCUCUCAGUCUCUCACCUUCUACCUUCGCCCAAAUUUCAUUCCCCCACUCUCACUCACUCCUUCCUUCUCCAACCUUCUCUCCUUUUCAUUUCCUCCUACCUUCCCCAACCGUUUCUCAUUUUCACUCCCUCUCCUUCUCACUCUUUCCCUCCACUCAUUCCCUCCACCCUCGGCUUUCUCUCAUUCUCCCUCUUCCUCCUCUCAUUCCCUCCACCCUCAGCUUUCUUUCAUUCUCCCUCUUUCUCCUCUCAUUCCCUCCACCCUCAGCUUUCUCUCAUUCUCCCUCUUCCUCCUCUCAUUCCCUCCACCCUCAGCUUUCUCUCAUUCUCCCUCUUCCUCCUCUCAUUCCCUCCACCCUCAGCUUUCUCUCAUUCUCCCUCUUCCUCCUCUCAUUCCCUCCACUCUCAGCUUUCUCUCAUUCUCCCUCUUCCUCCUCUCAUUCUCUCCACCCUCAGCUUUCUCUCAUUCUCUCUCUUCCUCCUCUCAUUCCCUCCACCCUCAGCUUUCUCUCAUUCUCCCUCUUCCUCCUCUCAUUCCCUCCACCCUCAGCUUUCUCUCAUUCUCCCUCUUCCUCCUCUCAUUCCCUCCACUCUCAGCUUUCUCUCAUUCUCCCUCUUCCUCCUCUCAUUCUCUCCACCCUCAGCUUUCUCUCAUUCUCCCUCCUCUCAUUCUCUCCACCCUCAGCUUUCUCUCAUUCUCCCUCCUCUCAUUCUCUCCACCCUCAGCUUUCUCUCAUUCUCCCUCCUCUCAUUCUCUCCACCCUCAGCUUUCUCUCAUUCUCCCUCUUCCUCCUCUCAUUCCCUCCACCCUCAGCUUUCUCUCAUUCUCCCUCCUCUCAUUCUCUCCACCCUCAGCUUUCUCUCCUUCUCCCUCCUCUCAUUCUCUCCACCCUCAGCUUUCUCUCAUUCUCCCUCUUCUCCCUCCUCUCAUUCCCUCCACUCUCAACUUUUUCUCAUUCUCCCUCCUCUCAUUCCCUCCACCCUCAGCUUUCUCUCAUUCUCACUCUCUCCUUCCUUCCUUCUCUCACUCUUCUUCACUCCACCACCCUCCCUCCUUCCUAACUUCCGCAACCUUCUCUCAUUCACCCUUCUUCGUCCCUUAUUUUCUCUCACUCCCUCUUCCACCUUCUCACUUUUCCUCCUCUCUCCCCACUUCAAUACUCAUUUGAAUCUGUUACCAUCUCGCUUACAUAAAGUGUAA